AUGGCGAUACUCUCUUUACGAUCUCCAAUCUCCUUGCCGAUAAUUUCUUCCUCAGUUUCUACUUUGCGCUCAAAACCCAUCUCGAAUUUACCAUUAUCUUCGCUUGCUUCUGUUUCCUUCACCAGAUUAGAAUCCAAUUACGCUUCCGUUUCUCCCAUCAUUAGACCUCGUAUGGUUUCCUCGAGAGCUACCGCCGGAGCCACGCAUCCCGUCACUGAUUACAGAGAAGAUAUCGGCGAUAUCCUCGGCGAAGUCUCAAUCUUCACUGCUUCCGGCCAACGCGUGAAUUUCAGUGAUCUCUGGGAUCAGAACGAUGGAAUUGCUGCUGUUGUGCUUUUGAGGCAUUUUGGAUGCGUUUGCUGUUGGGAACUUGCUACUGCGUUGAAAGAGGCGAAACCUCGAUUUGAUGCGGCUGGUGUUAAAUUGGUGGCUGUUGGUGUUGGAACACCUGAUAAGGCUCGUAUACUUGCAACUCGGUUACCUUUCCCGAUGGAAUGCCUUUACGCGGAUCCUGAACGCAAGGCAUAUGAUGUUCUUGGUUUAUACUACGGUUUAGGUCGCACUUUCUUCAACCCAGCUAGUGCUAAGGUCUUCUCAAGAUUUAAAGAGUUACGAGAAGCUACAAAGAAUUACACCAUACAAGCCACUCCUGAAGACAGAAGCAGUGUCUUGCAACAGGGAGGUACGUUUGUGUUCAGAGGCAAGAAACUGUUGUAUGGUCGAAAAGACGAAGGUACUGGAGAUCAUCCAUCUUUAGAUGAUGUCAUCAAUGUCUGUUGCAAAGCCACUGUUGCUUGA
Messenger RNA from Arabis nemorensis, 798 nucleotides. The record is from the annotation of a GenBank genome assembly. NCBI's taxonomy places the organism in Eukaryota, Viridiplantae, Streptophyta, Magnoliopsida, Brassicales, Brassicaceae.